Messenger RNA from Branchiostoma floridae (Florida lancelet), 4471 nucleotides. Its product is annotated as dystroglycan-like. The record is from RefSeq and is a predicted model, not a curated record. Gene Ontology annotation, cellular component: sarcolemma; dystrophin-associated glycoprotein complex; dystroglycan complex. Gene Ontology annotation, molecular function: laminin binding; calcium ion binding. The transcript has 4 exons. Gene Ontology annotation, biological process: morphogenesis of an epithelium; axon guidance; muscle attachment. The coding region runs from base 236 to 3049 and encodes 937 amino acids. Lineage: Eukaryota; Metazoa; Chordata; Leptocardii; Amphioxiformes; Branchiostomatidae.
AGGUGCUUGUUGCCACCCCUGUGAGGCACUGGUGUUUGGAUUGUCCCUCUGCCUGUUGGUUCUUGUUGAUUGUGGUAAACACAAACCAUCUGGCCCACAGUCUCCCCCAGCUCGCAGCAGUGUCUGCCUCCUGCCAAGUCCAGCCAGGAUCAGCCCCUGCAGCAAAAAAACUGGGACCCUGAGAACGGAAAGACUUGAUUGUGGUAGAGUGACCUCCUGGGAAGGUCCUGCCAAGAUGACAGCAUCAGCCAACCAGCAGCUGGCCUGCAAGUCACAUGACUCCCAGCACCAACCACAGGAGUGCUGCCACCCUCAGAACUUGGACAGUGCAAAACAGAGCAGCAUGGCAGUGCUAUGGCCAAGCCUUCUCGUAGACCUUUUCUGUACAUAUUCCCCUAGAAGACGAGGCUCGAUAUCCGAGUCCAGAUUGACGUACACAGGGACUCUGUUAGCAGUGCUAGUGGUGUGCUUGCUGAAUUUUUCUGCAGUGGGUGCUUCUAAACACGAAUCCAAUGAUGUCAUCACGUGGCUCGAAACGUACCCAGUCUCCCCCGUAACAGAUGCCACAGUGAAGAGCAAUGUUCCAGUGUCUGUGCUGUGGGGUGUCCCAGACCUCAACGUGGUUGUCGGAAGGUUGUUGCAGUUUACCAUACCUCCAGAUGCCUUCAAAGGCGACAUUGCAAAGUACAAGGUGUCUGCAGCUGGUGGUGGCAAGCUUCCCUCCUGGGUCCAGUGGGUCGGGGAGGACCGCACCCUCAUCUGCACCCCAUCCGAGAGCGAUGUCGGACUUCUCUACAUCACCGUCACCGCCAUCGGCAAGCCCAACAACACCUCUGACCCACCAUCCCAGGCCAGCGACGUGUUCUCCAUCAACGUGGUGCCGGAGACAGCGCCAGAGUCCACGGCUGCUCCCGCGCUGGUGUCUUACCUUGGUAACGUGGAGAACAGUGUGGUAUGUCUUCCAGGAGAGCCCUUCACCAUGGUUACCGUGAUCGUGGAUGCCGACCCCGACAAGUUGUACCCUAAGGACAAGCUGAAGCUGCUGUCUGGCAUGAAGGCCCACAUGAAGGUACCCCUGGACUUUCUCAAGCUGCUGCCGAUGGGAAACAAACGUAUCCUGGAUGCUUCCGCAUUCAUGGCAGGCCCCGGAAAUGUCAAGCAGGCCAAAACAGAGGGAAUGCUGCUGUCCUGGACUGUGGGGUGUGGUAGUGACACCAGCAACCUGAGGGGUGUGAAUCGUGUGGAGGAAACUGCAAAAAGCGGGGAAAUGGCUCGCGACCUGGGCUACGAUGUGAUUGGCUGGCACGUGACCAGCCCUAAACCGCACCUGAGCAAGCGUAUGAAGCGCCAGCUGCAGCUGCGACCCACUCCUACGCCUGUGCCGGUCAUCCCAGUAAUCCCAGAGGUGCCGGAGAGCAGCGCCAUCCCGCCAACACGGGUGAUCCCCACACAGGCCUCUCCCAUCUUCACCGUAGGGAGGACGGCCACCCUGGAGCCCACCCCUGCUCCAUCUAAGGUCGUGCCAACGGACACAAAGGUGUCCCUUACUGCAUCUCCAAAGGGAACCAGGACCAAGCCUACGAUGUCUGCCAGCAUGAUGCAGACUCCGACCAUGCUGCCACCAAGGCCAACCAGGAUCGACAUUGUCACCAGCACUGUGGCGCCCAGCAGGUCGGAGCUGGUCACCCCAACACCAGUCUUCACCGUCCCAGUCACACCCACACAGGUCACACAGCCUGUUACAACACCAGACAAAACGUCAGAGAGGACAACAACUCCCAAGACGACGAAACCAGAAGAAACAACAACGCCCAAGAAAGAAACAACUCCAGAAAAAGAAACAACUCCAGAAGCUCCCACCUUCCCCAAAACUCCUCAGGUCCCCACAGAACCCAACACUCCACCAGAACUUAUCAACCACAUCGACCGUGUUACCGUGUACCAGGGAGAGGUUCUGCGCUUCACGAUUCCCAUGGAUACCUUCUUCGAUGUGGAGGAUGGCAACACCAGGAAGCUCAAGCUGGUCUUCAUGAACAUCGAUGGACUCAUCAUGCCCAAGAACUCCUGGGUUCGCUUCAACGACACCAGCCAGGAGCUGUAUGGUCUGCCGAUGGGAGAGCAUGUGGGUACAGGGGAGUAUCUGAUGGCUGCUUUAGACAGUGCAGGUGCAGUAGCCAGAGAUGCCUUCGAGAUCCAAGUUCUGCCUCGUACCAAGCAAUUCAACCACAAGUUCAGCGUCAGGAUCGACUACGACUUCGAUAAAUUUAAGUACGACGUCAACAAGCAGCUGCUCUUGAUGGAGAAGCUAGCCAAACUUUAUGGAGAAAGUGACACCAGCUCCAUCACUGUGCAGGAGUUCAAAGCUGGGUCUGUCAUCUACUCCUGGAGCAACAACACCCUUCCGUAUUACCCCUGCCCCUCUGAGGAGAUCACACAGCUCAGGGCUAAGUUGAUGAAAAAUGGAGAGAUCAACCCAGAGCUUAUUGAGGCCCUGAAGCCAGAGUUCAUCGUGACGAAGGUCUCCGUGGCUCCUGCUGGGCCCUGUGAUAAGGGAUACGGAACUGACAAACCAAUAGGUCCAUCUAUUGACGAGAGUAACAGUCGUGUGACCAGCGAUGAUGACAAGUGGCUCCACAUCGUGCUGCCGGCGGUGAUCUGUGCAGCCAUCCUCCUGCUGCUCGGCCUCAUCAUCUUCCUGCUGUACCGCCGCCGCAGGAAGGGCAAGCUGUCCAAGGAGGACAAGCACACCUUUGUCAACAAGGGCAUCCCCAUCAUCUUUGCUGACGAGCUGGAGGACACCAAACCCACCACCUCGUCCACACCGGUCAUCAUGAAGGACGAGAAGCCCCCGCUGCCUCCCCCAGAGUACCCCAAGGUGCCCCUCCCCGACAUGCCUCCGGGCGUCGACCCUCCCCACACCCCUGACGACGAGUUCUCCACCCCGCCCUACCAGCCGCCACCCCCCUUCAGCACCCCCCAGGGCAGCAGGGGAACCAGACCGGUCAUCGCACCCCCCUACCGCUCACCCCCUCCCUACGUCCCCCCGUAAUACUAGGGGUCUGUACAGCCAAUCCUCACUAGUGUCCAACACGUGUGAACUAACUACCUAUUUGCCAUCACACAGUGGACAGGUUUAAGUCAGUAUUUUGUCAGUUUGAUGGUAGUACAAGUGCCAACAUUAGACCAUGAUGUAGCCAACAAAUGUAAAAAAAAUCUGUAGUAUUUGCUCAUGAUUCCUAAGUACUAAUCAAUUCCAGUCUGCAGCAGGUGCCAUAUAUUUAUUUAUUGUACAAACCUUAUUAUACCGCCAGGCCUAGUCGUAAUCCUUUAUUAACCAAGAAGCUACAUGUAGUAGAAUGUACAGCCAGGCCACGUGUCCACAGUAUGUGCAACGUCAUCGUAAGAGCAGGUCCUAGAGAUGACUGACUGUGAGAGUUGCAUAGAUAAUUCUGGUCCAGACAGCCUAGCGUGAUUAUGUAGUUCUUCUGACUUGAUUUCGUAUUGGUGCUGAUUUAUUUUGUGAAAACCUGUCAGAAAACUGAAAAUCCCACUGUUAGUGAUGUCGUGACCACUUGUGAACUUGGUUACUGAAUUCACUGUAACACCCAGGGUCUUGUGUGGAGUAUAAUACUCCUAAUUGCCAAAUGUACAAGAUAUUUGUUCAUAUCAAAGGAAGACAGAAGCGACAAAAGGAUCAGUCCCAAAACCAGUUGAUUCGGAGUUGUGAGUUUAUUGAGAUAGUGAAAUUUGUAUCUAAAUCUAGAGGCUUGUGUCAGUCAAGUUUUUGAAAAUACUGAUUACACCUUUAGCAUAUUUUGUUCUGACCAAAGAAGGGUACCGUAUAUUUUAAAGAGCAUGUUGCCACUUGUUACUUCUCACUACCUUUUAGAUUUUUUGAUAAUGUAUUAUAUUCUAAAAUCUAUAUUGUAUUGUUUAGUUAAUCAGUUCUUGUUAUUAUUUUUAACCUCUUAUGAUAAACUUUUCAAUUAAUCCAUCACAGUGGAGUUAGAAAACUUCCUGUGUCAAGUGAAGAUAAAUUUUGAGUAUUAUAGAUUUUCUUGAUAUUUUCGUACAAGGAUAUGCUGUGUUCCCUCACUGACUAACAAGAAGUGGUGACCCUCUGUUGCCCAGUCAGUGAGGGGAGACAUGCUGUACUUUUUCUGCAAUUUAUUCUGGUUAACAUUUGUGCACGUACAGAACCACUUGUAAGAUUGAAGAUUAAACUAGAACAUCAAUCUGUAUGAAGUGAUGUAGUAGCACGUUAAUCUGAUAGGGGGAGCUGUUUAUACUGUAUUCUAAUGCAAAGAAGACUGUGUUGUAGCUGGGAUGUUUUUGUCCCACGUAGUGAUGAUUUGAGACUACUUGGGUCCAGUAGGUAGACACCUGUAACUCCCCCAUCAGCACCUGAUCAGCCAUAUUAUAAUGUCUGUAGGUCCAACCUGUUCCAAUAAACCAUUUGUACAACAUGUAA